Molecule: messenger RNA, 3668 nt
Organism: Candoia aspera
Lineage: Eukaryota; Metazoa; Chordata; Lepidosauria; Squamata; Candoiidae
Gene: ILDR1
Product: immunoglobulin like domain containing receptor 1
Exons: 8
Coding region: 303-1919 (538 amino acids)
Cellular component (GO): plasma membrane
Molecular function (GO): high-density lipoprotein particle receptor activity
Source: RefSeq, a predicted model, not a curated record
CUCCGCGCGCGGUUCGGUAGCGAGCUGGAGGGAGGGAAAGGCAAGCGCGGCACCUGCAGGUAUUCGCCGCGGAGUACUCCUAGAGGAAAUGGGAAAGUGCCUCAGCAACAGGUGCCUGCGGAGACUAAGCGGAGGAAGUGAGCGCUUGCUUGAGCUCGGCCGCUCCUCUCCCGGGGGGAAAGGCUCUAGGCUCCCUUCCUCGGCUGCAGAAAAACAGAGAAGGAAACGCCGCGUGCAAUUAAGAGUUAGGGAAGUGCGGACUGAGGUUUACCUAGAGGCUCCGGACAGUGGGAGGAGACGCCAUGGCCUGGAUCUGGCAGUGGCAACUCCAAGCGCUCUUCAUCGGCCUUACCGCGACAGGUUGCUUCUCUGUUCUGGUGACUGUGCCAGAUACUGAGCGAUACACAACUUUAUUUGCUUCUGUGACCCUCCGAUGUGACUAUAGCACUUCAGCACCACUGCAGGAUGUAGUUGUUACCUGGCGCUAUAAAUCUUUUUGCAAGGACCCCAUUCUUGAUUACUAUACUAUUGCCUAUCAGGCAAACCUAGAUCUUGGCCAGGAUCCUUCCAAUGACUGCAAUGACAACCAACGGGAAGUACGCAUUGUUGCUCAGAAAAGAGGUCAGAAUGAACCAGUGCUGGGUGUCGAUUACAGGCAGCGAAAGAUCACAAUUCAGAAUAGAGCAGAUCUUGUGAUUAAUGAGGUGAUGUGGUGGGACCAUGGAGUCUAUUAUUGUACUGUUGAAGCUCCAGGUGACACAACUGGUGAUCCAGACAAAGAGGUCAAGCUCAUUGUUUUGAACUGGCUGACGGUAAUCUUCAUCAUUCUUGGCGGCCUCCUCCUCUUCAUGUUAAUUGGAAUAUGCUGGUGCCAGUGCUGUCCUCAACAUUGUUGCUGCCAUGUGCGCUGUGCCUGCUGCCCAACUCGUUGCUGCUGCAAUGAAAAAGUCCUGGAACGACACCGCUUCAUGAAACAGGCUCAACAACUUCUUCCAUGGAUGACACACCACUCCCAGUCAUCUUCAUACCAACUAAACCCACUAUUACAGAGAGAUGUAUCUCUCCAAAGCAGCCAGCCAUUGAUGCCACCACUUGCCCAAGUGCCCUCUAACAACAAGAUCUUGGACCAUCUUGAGUCUGAGAUCAGGAACCUUAAUAUUUCUCAGCCUGUACUACCUUCACAUCAUGUUGGAAGCAGUCAGCAUCCUAGCAUCCUUUCUUCUCUGGGUUCAGAGAUUGUGGAACGGAGAGUAAUCCAGUUGCCUCCUAUCAUUGAGCGUAUCCCAUCCUCUCAGAGAACUAGCAGUUCAUCACAGCUGGGGAGGUCUACACGUACUUCAAGACCUCGGAACAGCAGAAAUGAAGACGAGAGAGAGGAGAGGAGAUGGAGAUGUCGUUCAUCUUUGGAUGAUGAUUCCCCUUCCAGCUAUGAUCAGGAGCUAUGGGAUAGGUAUAGAGAUCACAGAAUUGAAUCACAGAGGGAUGGCAGCCAUCAUGAUAGGUACCGGAGCUCUACAACAGAUGUAGUACCCAUCUCACAUGGCAGAAAUAGUCUUGAUUCCUAUCUUGAGUCCAGAAGAGGGUAUUCUGGACAGUGCCACUCUGAGAGAAAGAACCUCCAUUCACAACGGCGAACAUAUCAACAGAACAAUAACUUUGGUCGCCAGGACCAUCGACGACAUCGCAGCUAUUCUCCACCAUCCUCCUGGGAGUCAUGGAGCUCAUCUGGAGAACAAGAGUGCUCCCGGAGAAACAACAGGCCACAUCGUAAGCACCAUUCCCCGGACUGGCCAGAUGAGAAACCACCUAGUUAUUGCUCUGUUGAAGUUAUCCCAGCCAAGAACAAGAAACCCAAAAAGUCAACAGAGCAACAGUCGGAAAAAGGCAGUUCUCGCAGUGGGAUGAGUGUUGUCAUUUAGCCACUCUGCCACUGCAUAUGAGAUUUCUGUGUCUGCCUGAACAGAUUUGCAUUCUGGCUUUCAAUAUUACUCACUAAGCAAAGCAGAUCAUCAACAGCAGCCUGCAGUUUGUUGUGUUAAAAGUUUCUAACCGUUUUUGCACUUUGAAAAACGCAGUAAGAUUUUUUAUUUUACAAACUAAAUACUGGAACGUUGUGUAGAUGAUUUCCUAAUCUGGAUCUUGAGGUAUUAAUAAGAGUACAAAUCUGCAGCAGUUCAUUAAUUGGUGGGGUAGUUUCUGUUACUCCAAAAGAUAAAACUUUUAACCUUGGAUAAUGAAUUACAGAAUUCAAUCUUGCUUAUUAUACAUAUUGAGUCAAAAGAUUUCUAGAAAAUUUUGAGUCAGAAAACCUUCAGAUACUAGUGUAUUUAUCUAGUAUCCAUAGUCUGCACAAGUCUUUGAGCUACAUUAUUUGAUGUCAAAAAGCAUUAAAUCUAGCCUAUUUCAUGAGGUUUGAACAUUCAACGAAAUUAAAAAGUUGAUAAGUGAAAAAAAUAUUUUUACUGUAAUGUUGGAAACAAUGUUGGGCAAUAGGCAAUAAAAAUAACAAUUGUAGGGUACUUCUAGUACAUCAAGGAAAGCAGCUUGAAGGACAGUGUUGGACUCUCUUCUAAUGAGCAUCAAGCAUGUCCACUCACACUCAGACUGAAUCAUUUUCAGUCUGAGGCAGAUACUCAGAACUGCUCGAACUACUUGGAAAUAAGGUAUAAAGUGGGAUAUUGCUGGGUAUAAUUGUUGGAUUGAUACUUCAACUUUUUUAUUAAUGAUUUACAUGAGAAGAUGAGAAUGCUUAUCAGAUUUGCAAAUGAUACAAAACUAGGUGGGGAUUGCUAAUAUGCUAAAAGUGAAAACUCAAAAUUAUUUUUAUAGUAAUGUAAAGCUAGAGAACAAUGAAACUGAAUGAUGGUAAAUGCAAAGUUAUUAUGAAACAAAUCAAAUGCAUGAGUAUAAGAUAGGUGAUACUGAGGUUGAUAGAAAUACUUGUGCAAAAGAUCUUGGAGUAGUAGUUGAUUAAAAUCUAAUUAUGAGUCAGCAGUGUGAUUCAGUUGCAAAACUGAUUUUAAGCUUCAUUAAGGGAAGUAUAGUUUCCAAAUCACGAGAUUUACUUAUUUUGUUACAUUGCAUUGAUCAGACUCCAUCUUGAUUGCUCUGUUCAGUUUGGGCACUGUGUUUUACAAAAGAUUCAGAGAAGCUGAAAUAGGACCAGAGAAAGUCAAUGAGGGUGAUGAGGGGUCUAGAAACUAAGUCUUACAAAGAGGGGCCAAAGAACUUGGGUCCUAGGCUGUUGUACCUGGACAGAGUACAUGAAUGUGAUUAACACUCUGCUCUCAAGAUCUUUGCAUCCACCAUGCCUCCUUUGAUAUCCCUACCUUCUCUAGAUUGAGCAGGAAAGUCAGCAAGACAGUAGGAAGUAGUUUAUGAAGUCAGGGGUCUUGAUAAAGCAGGAUUCCUGAUUAUGUGGAGGUCUCUAAUCACAAUAAAAUUUACAAUGGGAAAGGGGAGUCAAGAAUGGGGGGGGGGGUUAGAGAACAUAUAGGGCCUCAUCCCUCUUGUAUUAAUUUAUCUUAAUUAUAGAUGUAACAUCUAUCUGGGGUUAUAAACAGAUGUACAGUAUUGUAACAUUCUGCACUGUGGAAAUUGGCUUUUAUCAUUUGUCAAUUUAAACACAGCCAUGUUUGAAAGGAGGAUUAAAUAAACCAUCUGAAAUA